Rhipicephalus microplus (southern cattle tick) is the source of this 2316-nucleotide messenger RNA. RefSeq names its product neural cell adhesion molecule 2-like. The record is from RefSeq and is a predicted model, not a curated record. Gene Ontology annotation, molecular function: protein binding. Lineage: Eukaryota; Metazoa; Arthropoda; Arachnida; Ixodida; Ixodidae.
AUGCUUGCAACCUUGGGCUUGGCCCCGAGCUCACCGCAGAAAGGUACUCUUCCUGCGUCGACCGCAGGAGGCACUUCAAAGUGCCUGAUAGUGCGCGAAGGUCACCAAACGGAGCUGCCGUGCGACCUACGCGACGCUUUGUCCCACGACUCGCUGGCCUUCGUGCACUGGUACCACUCGCCCGAGAGGGAUCUUCACAGUGGUUCCUCCGGAGUGGCAUCACCACUGGGAUACGGCUUCCGUGCAGCCGUGGCCAGCCGCGAGCCCAUCUACACUGUGGACUUCGGACCUAAUCCGACACUCAGCGCAGAGACGACUGCCGGAGCCACGGGUGGAAAUGGAGCUACAGGAGGACGAGGGAACAACUUGCUACAAGUGAGCCGCUCAGCCGGACACGGCUGGAUCGGGCGGGCCUACUUUUCGAUCAUUGGCCACCCGGCCAGCCUCAAGGUGAACAGCGUGCGCUUCGAGGAUGCCGGUCUGUACACGUGCACAGCUGUGUACCGGGAUGAUGCUCGUAGAAAUUCGACGGUACGGCUACACGUCGUCGCGCCGCCGGAGCCACCCGUAAUACGGGGCAGUGAGGGCAAUGAACUUCGAGGAACGAUUGGGCCCUUCAACGAAGGAAGCACGCUGGCAUUGGUUUGCGUCGUGUAUGGAGGCAAGCCUAAGCCAACGUUGGUGUGGAGCGGCAUGCCCGACGGCAUGAUGGCCGAAGUGCGUCCUUCUUCGGAAGCUCAGCUCACCACCUCCACUCUGCUCAUCCACUCCCUCAGGAGGGAGGACCUGCGUUCGACACUCUAUUGUACAGCGUCCAACAACAUAUCCUCGCCAGCGGACACGUCCGUCACGCUGGAUCUCAACCUGCGCCCCACAUUAGUGAAGAUAAGGCGCACCGAGAUCCCCAUCUCGGCUGGCGUACCUGCUGAGAUCGGCUGCGAAGUGUGGGGAUCGAGGCCAUCACCCGUGGUCACGUGGUGGAAAGGACUGCGCGAGCUAAAUCACACGUUCGUCUACAAGUCCACGGACGGCAAUAUGACCACGAGUGUGGUGUCGUUUACGGCUUUGAGGGACGACCAUGGUUCCAGUCUCGCUUGCCGCGCCAAGAACCCGACAAUCGCCGAAAGCGUCAAGAAGGACACCUGGACCAUGAACAUCCAGUACAAACCAAAGAUCUCGCUGCAGCUGGGCACCAAGCUGAACCUUGAGAAUAUUCAGGAGAACAACGAUGUCUAUCUCGAGUGCCAUGAGGACACCAACCCUCGAGUUGACGAAGUUUCCUGGCAGUUCAAUGGCAACGAGCUGCAGGCCUGAAACGUGCUCGUCUCCAAAAACUUCCUCGUCAUCCAAAGAGUGCAGACGCACCACUCGGGCUUGUACUCCUGCAGCGCCGAGAAUUCCGAAGGGCGGACACAGGGCGAGACGCUUGAGCUGCGCGUUCAACACGCCCCGCUGUGCAAGGCGAACCAGCGCGUGGUGUAUGCAGCAUCGCGGCACCAGGAGGUCGAAGUGCAUUGCGAGGUCGAAGCAGACCCGAGCAACGUCACCUUCGAGUGGCGCUUCAACAGCACUCUCCAGCAGCGGCCCCUCAAGAGCUUCUGGGUAGAGGGCCCACGCAGCGUUGCCCGUUACAUCCCUCACAGCCACACCGAGUACGGCACCUUGCUCUGCACUGCAUCAAACCGCAUAGGAAAGCAGCGACAGCCGUGCCUCUUUCACGUCGUCCAGGCAGGUCCACCGGGGCCCGUGGAGAACUGCUCCAUCACGAACCAAACCGAGGGAUCUCUGCACUUGGAGUGCCAGGCUGGCUCGGACGGUCACAUGCCAGCCCACUUCGUCCUCUCCGUGCACGAUGUGCUCACAGCCACUGUCGUCGCUAACUUCACUGCCAAUAAACCAGACUUUUUGGUUCACGACCUUCUUCCGGGUGUAGAGUACUUCCUAGUGAUAUCGUCUGUGAAUGAGCGGGGCCGGAGUCCUGAGCUAACCAUUCUGCCUCCGAUUAUGCCUCUAGUGGGCAAACUCACCAUGUCAGGCAGUGAAGCUAAAAUCUACUCCAACGUCUUGCUCAUCGUGGUGGUCGUGUCCGUGUCGCUGCUCUGCCUGUUGCCACUCAUUGUGUUCGCGGCGAUGAAGCUGAGGAGAAGUGACUUCUUCAACAAGAAUCGUGUGGCCAAGAGAGACAGCACAGAGAGUGACGCUUGCCCAUCUACGACGACCGCCAGUCCUCAAGAGGCGAUGCAGCUGCAGAUAUUAUCGGUGUACCCAAAGGAAGACAACCAACUUUGGAUUGUUAAAAAGAGCACCGGACUAUGA